AUGGUUGGUGGACAUCUUACCGACAAAUGUGUAACUUUUCACAAAGGUCAUCUUUGUGAGCUUCCUUUUCUUUCGGAAGUUUCUGGACAUUUGACAAGAAAGGAAAUAGCGCAGUUUGUGAGAGAAUAUUUUGCCUGUGCUGCUGUCAGCCAUAAACUACUGAAUAAGAUAGUUUCAUUCUGCGAGGACUCGUCCCAGCAGCAACUUCUUGGUGAUAUCCUUUGCAUGAUAUCUUCUCGUGUCAGAAGGUCUCACUUCCGGAAAUCACAUCGUAAUGCUUUGAAAUACAUUAUUGAACAACUUGAAGUGCGACAUGCUGAAAUUGGCUGGCAGUUGUACAUUUGCUUGACGAAUUCUAUGAUGGACAAUACACUAUAUGUAGAUAGAAUUUUUUUUGAUGAUUCUUUCACAAAGUACAUCAUUUUGCAAGAGAACCGUUCUCAUUUAUCCCAAGGAACCACUGGUCUCUCCUGUUGGCAGGCAUCUUGUGAUCUAGCGAAUUAUUUGUUGAAAUAUGGUCGUGAUUAUAUCAGCGGAAAUAAUGUUUUAGAACUAGGUGCUGGAUGUGGACUGCUCGGUAUCGCACUUGCUGCUGUUGGUUUUGUCAAAAGCAUUACACUUUCCGACGGGAAUAUUGAUGUAUUGAAUGUAAUUCGCGAUAACAUUCAGUUAAAUUUUCCGAAGAAUUGUGGUAUAUUUAACGUUAUUUUCCUUGAGUGGGAAGCUAUAAAUUUGGAAAACAUUCCCGUUUUACCAGAUAUUAUCUUUGCGGCAGAUGUUGUUUACGACCUUCUGGCAAUAAAACCACUUGUCCAUGCCAUUAAGAAACUUCUCAUUGCACUUACAAAAGAAAACAAGACUGGUCCAUAUUGUUUGCUAGCAAAUACAAUAAGGAACCAAGAAACUAUAGACAAAUUUGUAACUUGUACAGGCGAAAACGGACUUUCAAUAAGGAAUUGUUUUAUUUACGAGAAUAGUAUCUUUAAAUUUGCCACUAAAAAUAUAGAAGAUCAGUCAUUGUUUCCUUUCACGAGCAGUGUUCAGUGUCCCACAAUAUUUCAUGAAUUAAUAUUGAAGGAUUGA
Molecule: messenger RNA, 1083 nt
Organism: Brugia malayi
Lineage: Eukaryota; Metazoa; Nematoda; Chromadorea; Rhabditida; Onchocercidae
Exons: 7
Coding region: 1-1083 (360 amino acids)
Source: RefSeq, a predicted model, not a curated record